AUGACGUGGGAUUGCACUUCAGUGGAGCCAGACCCAGAAGGUGGGAGAGCUGCCCUCACCAGGUGCCGUCCCACCGCCCAGCCCGCUCCAUGGCUUUCCCCGCAGCCGCCGCCCUCCUCUCCCUCGUCUUCAGACGCAUCUUCAGCAUCUUCCCCCGGCACCCCGGGGGGUUUGGGCCGUCCGGUUCCGAACAGGAACAGCGGCCGGCCGGUGGACCCGCUGGAGGAGGUGGAGCUGCAGAUCGGAGACGCAACAUUUUCAUUAACCAAACUUCUUGAAGCUGCAUCUGCAGUAUCAGCUCAAGUGGAAGAGCUUGCCUUCAAAUGUACAGAAAAUGCACGUUUCCUUAAAACAUGGCGGGACCUCUUGAAAGAAGGCUAUGAUUCCUUGAAGCCUGACAACUGAUUUGACUGUAAUAAUCCAUACCACCUCAUUUAUGAUGUUUGCACAUGUGCCGUGUGGAUAGGAUAAUCACCAGCAGUUCUGUAUACAGAAGAUGAAAUUUUUCUUGGUUUUCUUCAUUUUGUGAAAACAGAAUAUGAUGUUAUUUUUGAUGUUGGCCCGUUUAUCUUUAAACACUUUCUGUUCUCUAAACUUUCAAAGACUCUUCUAUGAAAGUUAAUUUAAUCAGUAGAUAAUAUUAAUAAUGCCACAGUGCUACCA
Messenger RNA from Balaenoptera ricei (Rice's whale), 663 nucleotides. RefSeq lists its product as uncharacterized. The transcript has 2 exons. NCBI's taxonomy places the organism in Eukaryota, Metazoa, Chordata, Mammalia, Artiodactyla, Balaenopteridae. Bases 1 to 405 code for a protein of 134 amino acids. The record is from RefSeq and is a predicted model, not a curated record.